This is a messenger RNA of Xiphias gladius (swordfish), 1141 nucleotides long. It is a transcript of the gene psme1, whose product is annotated as proteasome activator subunit 1. Gene Ontology annotation, biological process: regulation of proteasomal protein catabolic process; regulation of G1/S transition of mitotic cell cycle; positive regulation of endopeptidase activity. Gene Ontology annotation, molecular function: endopeptidase activator activity. Gene Ontology annotation, cellular component: nucleoplasm; cytoplasm; proteasome activator complex. NCBI's taxonomy places the organism in Eukaryota, Metazoa, Chordata, Actinopteri, Istiophoriformes, Xiphiidae. Bases 157 to 981 code for a protein of 274 amino acids. The record is from RefSeq and is a predicted model, not a curated record. The transcript has 12 exons.
AUAUGGCAAACAAGUGUGCCUGUACGGUAUUCAGGCAAAGACAACUCAAAAUGCAUUAGGGUUGAUUUUUGAUAAGACGUUUUUCACAUUAAUCAUUACAGUUGAUGCUAUAAGGCUUUCCAGAAUAUUUCUCAUCGUUGGCUCUUGUUAUAGGGAAUGGAAAAAAAACCAAAAAAAAAACCCUACAAGUCCCACGAUGCAACAGGAGCCCUCAAUGUUAAAGAGGGAAAACACGACAUGGCUUCUCUGGAUAUCCGCCUCGAGUCGAAGAAACAGGUUGAUGACUUCUGCCAGAAGCUCACCAAAGAGGCAGAAGAGCUGGUUUCAAAGUUUUUCCCUCAGAAGAUUGAAGACUUGCAGAUGCUGCUGAAGACAUCUUUCAGCUGUGAUGACCUGGCAUCCUUGAAGGCUCCACUGGACAUCCCGAUACCUGACCCAGUUAAAGAGGAGGCCAAACGCAAGAAGAAGGAGGAGAAGGAGGGGAAGAAAGACAAGGACAGCGAUAAAGAGGAGGAAGAUUCGGGGCCUCCCUGUGGUCCCAUCUGCAUCAACGAGCGAGUGGAGAGUCUCCUGCAGGAAGUCAAGCCUCAGAUCCAGACACUGAAGGAGAAGCUCAACACGGUGUCAAUGUGGGUGCAACUCCAAAUCCCUAAAAUUGAAGAUGGAAACAAUUUUGGAGUGGCUGUGCAGGAGAAAGUGUUUGAGCUGCUGACCAACACACGCACCAAAAUUGAGGGAUUCCAAACUCAGAUUUCAAAAUAUUACAGUGAAAGAGGAGAUGCUGUGGCCAAAGCCUCCAAACAACCCCACGUGGGAGACUACAGACAAUUGGUUCAUGAGCUUGACCAGUACCAGUACUGUGAGCUCCGCCUUGUGGUCCUGGACAUCCGCAACACAUAUGCUGUGCUGUUUGAUAUCAUUAACAAGAACUAUGACAAGAUUAAGAAGCCUAGAGGAGAUGGGAAAGCUCUCAUCUACUGAGACUGACAUCUGCACACUCACAGGCAUUCAAACUAGACACAACUAGUCUAGUAUGACACUCAUCAAAUAUCAAAACACCCACUCUGACAAAAAUUGUCUACUUUUUCUUAUUGUGUAUACAUUUUGGUUCAGAUUACAAAAUAAAGUAACAUGAGUCUGA